AUGUUGGGGCCGCCGGGCACCGUGGUGCGGAGCAUCCGUCCCUACCAGUCCAGCGAGCAGUACCUCUACGCCAUGAAGGAGGACUUGGCUGAGUGGCUGAAGGAGCUGUACGACCUGGACAUCCAGGUGGGCACUUUUGUGGAGGUGCUGGAGACGGGGGCCGUGCUCUGCUCCCACGCCAACAACGUCACCCACGUGGCCGAGGAGUUCGCCCUCUCCUGCCCCGACGUGGCCCGCCACCUCCGCCUGCCCACCACCGGCGUUGCCUGCAACCUCGCAGCACAGCCAGGCACCUUCCAGGCCAGGGACAAUAUCUCCAACUUCAUCCAGUGGUGCAGGAAGGAGAUGGAUAUUAAAGACGUCCUGAUGUUCGAGACGGAGGACCUGGUGCUGAGGAAGAACGAGAAGAACUUCGUGCUGUGCCUGCUGGAGCUGGCGCGCCGUGCUGCCCGCUUCGGCAUGCGCGCCCCGACUCUGGUGCAGAUGGAGGAGGAGAUUGAGGAGGAGCUCCGUCAGGAGCUGGACCUGCCACCUGCAGACACCCCCUUGUCCCGGCCCCCCCGGAAGCCACGGGACCUCCACAACCUCGACCAGAUGGUCCAGCACCUGGUGAGCCGCUGUACCUGCCCCGUCCAGUUCCCCAUGAUCAAGAUAUCCGAAGGGAAAUACCGUGUGGGCGACUCUGACACCCUCAUCUUUGUCCGGAUCCUGCGGGAGCACGUCAUGGUGCGGGUCGGGGGCGGCUGGGACACGCUGGAGCACUACCUGGACAAGCAUGACCCGUGUCGCUGCACCUCGCUCUUCGCUUGGGGGUCCCGUGUCACCCCCGGCCCCCGGUCCCCUGCCACCCCUUCGCCAGAGGGCUCGGGUCACCCACCGGGUGCCAGCCCUCGCCGGGGGGUCCCUUCAGGCAGGACACAGGAGCCACCGGCUGCCGCUUCGAGGAGGCAGCCACCACCCUCCAGGUCACCCGCUCGACCCAGCUCCCUCGGCCGUGGGACGAUGUGCCGGGCGCCCACCCCUUCCCGCCUGGCCCCAGGCACACGGGACAGCGUGGGGGUCCGCCACGCGCCGUGUGGGAGCACCCCGGGAAAAACCCUUUUGGCACCAGCACGGGGCAGGUCCAUGGCACCCAGCACCAGGCUGACAUCUCGAAAAAGCACCCAGCAAGGAGGCAAAUCUGUGGCAGCUGCCAUGCCCCAAGAAGGGGGGGUCCCUGCUGCGGCAACACCCCGUGCCCCCAGCCCCAUCAAGGUUUGUGCCCCCGUCCUGCACCAGGAUGCCCGCGGAGACUCACAGAGCCAGAAAAGCCCGCGGGAAGGGAGCCAGGGAGCUCUUGGCCGGGGCCAACCACCCUCACCCCGAAAUUCCUCCAGCCAGCCUCUGAAACAGGACGGCAGCAUUAAAUCCCCCAUCAAAGCCAGCCCAGCGGUCUGCCAGCCCCCCAGCCCUCCGGCUCAUUUUGCAGAUGGGUGCAAGGUCUGUGAUGCUGGGGAGGGUCCCCAGGGAACCCAGCAGUGCCACCCAGCCCCGAGCCCAAGGGCUGGGGGUGCUGAGGGACCUGGGGUGCCAGCGGACAAACCGGGGGGAGCCUGUGACCCCAGCGGAGGGAACGAGGGUCUCCGGGGAUGCUGGGGACACGUGCAGCCCCCCGGCUAUGGCAGGGUGGUGGAGGAACUCUCCCGUGGGAGGCAACCCCUGCGCCCCGUGGGGCUGGGGAACUGGGUCCCCAAAACACCCCCGCAAGCUGCCCCGCAGCCCACCGCCCUCCCGGCUGGGGGGGAGGCGGAGGUGCUGGGAGCAGGGGGUCAGACCCCACGGGGACCCAGGGCCAGCAACGUCCCCAAGCCCCGGCGGUGCCUGAAGAAACCCGAACGCGUGCCCUCCAUCUACAAGCUGAAGCUGCGGCCCAAGGCUCGUCCCCGGCGGGACCACAGGCCGGGCAAGCGCCCCUCGCGUAUCCCCACCCCGCUGGGGCAGCGCCCACCAGCCCCCCGGGGCCAGCAUCACCCCCCGGGACCCCCCCGGCACCCCGAGCCCAGUGGCACCCGCUCCGGGGCCAAGCCCUCGCCGGCUGACAGCGGUGCCUGGCUGACCGAGGAUGAUGAGGAGGCGUGGGUCUGA
Messenger RNA from Haliaeetus leucocephalus (bald eagle), 2124 nucleotides. RefSeq names its product growth arrest-specific 2 like 2 (gene GAS2L2). Bases 1 to 2124 code for a protein of 707 amino acids. Gene Ontology annotation, cellular component: stress fiber; microtubule plus-end; cytoplasm. Gene Ontology annotation, molecular function: microtubule binding; actin filament binding; cytoskeletal adaptor activity. Gene Ontology annotation, biological process: protein localization to microtubule plus-end; microtubule bundle formation; regulation of microtubule polymerization or depolymerization. The transcript is spliced from 6 exons. NCBI's taxonomy places the organism in Eukaryota, Metazoa, Chordata, Aves, Accipitriformes, Accipitridae. The record is from RefSeq and is a predicted model, not a curated record.